CUUUAUUAACGCUAACAGGUCAAACCUGUUUGGUGGAGCUCACUUUGUUAGACCUAUCACAGAGUAAACGGAGUUAGACUGUGGAUCUUCUAUCGGCUCCCCACACUUUCUUUCAUUUCCUUGGAAGAACUGUCAAAAUACUAAGCUUGGAACUGAAGUGGCAACAACAUGGCUGAAGCCCACCAGGCUGUGGCGUUCCAGUUUACGGUCACUCCAGAAGGAAUUGACCUUCGUCUGAGCCAUGAGGCACUUAAACAGGUCUACCUCUCAGGACUGCGGUCAUGGAAGAAGAAACUAGCUCGACUCAGGAACAGUUUCAUCACAGGAGUUUAUCCAGCCAGCCCUUCCAGUUGGCUCUUUGUGGUAAUUGCAAUUAUGGGGACCAUGUAUGCUCGUGUGGACCCAUCAAUGGGGAUGAUUGGCAAAAUCAAAGAACAUCUACCUGUAAGUUACUACCUAUCUCACCAAGGACAGAGUAUUAUUAGCGCCUUGCUCUUCUCCACGGCCCUGUGGUUUGCACUCAUCAUGACCAUGCGUUAUAUACUAAAACAACUCCUAUCGUACCAUGGCUGGAUGUACGAGCAGCAUGGCAAGAUGUCAGCCACCACCAAGUUAUGGUUGACUUUAGUGAAGAUUUUCUCUGGCCGUAAGCCCAUGCUUUACAGUUACCAGGCGUCCCUUCCUCGCCUUCCUGUUCCAAAAGUUAAAGACACAAUGCAAAAGGCGUCAGGGGAUCUCCCGGAUGAUUAUCGUUUUGAGAUUCUUCAAUCGAUAACGUAA
Bufo bufo (common toad) is the source of this 780-nucleotide messenger RNA. RefSeq names its product carnitine O-palmitoyltransferase 1, liver isoform-like. The record is from RefSeq and is a predicted model, not a curated record. The transcript has 6 exons. The coding region runs from base 169 to 780 and encodes 203 amino acids. NCBI's taxonomy places the organism in Eukaryota, Metazoa, Chordata, Amphibia, Anura, Bufonidae.